GAAUUCGCAAUCGUUUUUGAAUUUGGUUAUUAUUUGACUGUUUUACGAAGAAAAGAACACAAGAAAUCCAACGAAGAUCCUAAACAACUAGUUCCCACAAAGGAAAGCCACCACUUGACACAGUUCACGCUCUCACUUUCUCUCUUUGCAGCAUCACUAUGAGCACGCAAAUCACAAGCCCAGUGAUGAAAGAAGAAGAAGAAAAAGAGGAAGGAACAAACGAAGUGGUUCAAGAAGAAGAAGAAGAAGCAUCUCACCCUUACGCCUUUCAUGUUUCUGGUCCUCGCAAUUUGACCACCCUCAACUGGAGAGACCUUAUCAGUUCUAGCUGGAAGGAUGCAAAUUACAAAAGAACUGUCAUUGCUUGCUUCAUACAGGCAGUUUACCUUCUUGAACUUGACAGACAGGAGAAUCGAUCGCAAGAAAGUGCUCUAGCUCCAAAUUGGUGGAUUCCCUUCAAGUACAAGCUCACACAAACAUUGAUUGAUGAAAGAGAUGGAUCCAUAUUUGGUGCAAUACUUGAAUGGGACAGAUCUGCAGCAAUGGCUGACUUAGUACUAAUAAGACCAAGUGGUGCCCCCAAAGCUGUUCUAGCACUAAGGGGAACAUUACUUAAAAGCCCUACGAUGCGAAGAGACAUCGAAGACGACCUUCGCUUCCUUGCCUGGGAAAGCCUGAAGGGUUCUGUCAGAUUCAAAGUAGCAUUGGAGGUUCUAAAAUCGGUCUCCGAAAUGUAUGGAAGCAGCAGUGUUUGUGUUGCUGGUCAUUCAUUGGGAGCAGGUUUUGCUCUUCAAGUGGGAAAGGCACUAGCAAAAGAAGGCAUUUAUGUGGAGACACAUUUGUUCAAUCCACCUUCAGUUUCACUGGCCAUGAGUCUCAGAAACAUUGGAGAAAAGGCUGAGUUGGUUUGGAAGAGGCUUAAGUCUAUGCUCCCUUCUUCACAAGAAGCUCAAGUUGGCAAUGAUGGUGACAAGAAUUUGAGCUUAGGACUUAAGAGUUGGAUACCAAGGUUAUCUAGCUUCAAGAAUGCUGGAUUUGGGGUGGGAAAAUGGGUUCCUCAUCUGUAUGUAAACAACAGUGACUACAUAUGUUGCUCUUACACGGAUUCCGAGUGCUCGGGAGACAAGAAUGAUGAUGCUGACAAGGAGAAUGUCGGUCCAACUAAUGGUCAAAUUGCAGCAAAAUUGUUUGUUGUGACCAAGGAAAAGCAGAAGUUCCAUGAAGCUCAUGGCUUGGAACAAUGGUGGUCUAGUGAUGCACAGCUUCAGCAGGCUAUUCAUAGCAAACUCAUAAGCAGACAGCUUAAAUCAUUGUAUACAACAGGUGGUACUUCUUCACAAGUAAUGCAGGGAAAACCACCUAGGUAACAUUGGAUUGUUUUUCAUUCUUAUUUAUACUUUUGGUUGGGUUCAUGUCUUGUUACUUCUUUUGGUUUUCUUAUGUUUUUCUUUUAAACAAAUUGUAUCAUGUUACCUUACAAUAGAUGAGGUCAUUCUUUUAUGAUUUCAUGCUUACGGUUUCAAUCAUAUAUUUAAAUCCGU
Cajanus cajan (pigeon pea) is the source of this 1541-nucleotide messenger RNA. Its product is annotated as alpha/beta-Hydrolases superfamily protein. The record is from RefSeq and is a predicted model, not a curated record. NCBI's taxonomy places the organism in Eukaryota, Viridiplantae, Streptophyta, Magnoliopsida, Fabales, Fabaceae.